Capsaspora owczarzaki ATCC 30864 is the source of this 846-nucleotide messenger RNA. Its product is annotated as NADH:ubiquinone oxidoreductase. Gene Ontology annotation, molecular function: 4 iron, 4 sulfur cluster binding; NADH dehydrogenase activity. The transcript is spliced from 2 exons. The record is from RefSeq and is a predicted model, not a curated record. Gene Ontology annotation, cellular component: membrane. Gene Ontology annotation, biological process: mitochondrial electron transport, NADH to ubiquinone; mitochondrial respiratory chain complex I assembly. NCBI's taxonomy places the organism in Eukaryota, Filasterea, Ministeriida, Capsasporidae. Bases 16 to 708 code for a protein of 230 amino acids.
CGUUUUUUCAACACAAUGCUUGCCAGUCGUUUGCUCGCGCGGGCUUCCGUUGCGAUCGCCGCCCGCCCGGCCGCCGCAGCACCAACGUCGGCAUCAUCAGCAGCAGCACCAUCCGUCGCUGCCAUUCGUUCGUACUCUGCGCGGUCGCUCCGGCCAUCCGCUCACCGCGAGGAAGUCAGCACGACCUACGCCACCCCGAUCCCAGAGCCGACGUCGUGGCGCCAGAUUGUCGACAACAAUGCUAGCACGCUAUUCUUCUCGGAGCUGUUUGGCGGCAUGCGGCUGACGCUCGACUACUUUUUCCGCCCAAAGGCGACCCUCCACUACCCCUUUGAGAAGGGACCGCUCUCACCGCGCUUCCGUGGCGAGCACGCCCUGCGCCGCUACCCUUCCGGCGAGGAGCGCUGCAUUGCCUGCAAGCUCUGCGAAGCCAUCUGCCCUGCCAUGGCCAUCACGAUCGAGGCCGAGCCGCGCGCGGACGGCAGCAGACGCACGACGCGCUACGACAUUGACUUGACCAAGUGCAUCUACUGCGGCUUCUGCCAGGAGGCCUGCCCCGUCGACGCCAUCGUCGAGGGUCCCAACUUUGAGUAUGCCACCGAAACCCACGAAGAAUUGCUCGCCAACAAGGACAAGCUGCUCUCCAACGGCGACAAGUGGGAGCCCGAGCUCGCUGCAAACCUCCAGAGCGAGUACCUGUAUCGCUAAACCGCGAAAACCCCUCUGUACUUGUUGCCUGACUUUUGUUGUAGAGCUACGUCGAAAUUUUUUGGGUGUUGUUGUUGAAUUGUGUGGUUUUUGUGUCUGGUUGUUUUUUGUCCAAAAUUCUGUGAUCUAUUCUUUCGA